This is a messenger RNA of Bactrocera oleae (olive fruit fly), 537 nucleotides long. Lineage: Eukaryota; Metazoa; Arthropoda; Insecta; Diptera; Tephritidae. The record is from RefSeq and is a predicted model, not a curated record.
AUGGACAUCGACCUCAUCCUCUCGGAUACGGUGAGCACGGGGGCGGAUCGUCAGGCGAUGAUGGAUCCGUCUUCAAUCUCGACCGCCUGUUCGAGGCUGCUGGGGUCGAUAGUGCGGAUGAUGGGCGGCCUCCGCCGAACUAGUGCUUCGUCUAGGACGGGACGAAGCAGACGUUGUCCUUAUCCAGGAACCGUGGCUGAGCAGAAACGGUAUCACUGGUCUAAGGACAAAGAGCCACAAGCUCCUGGUGGCAAACAGUACAGUAACGAGGAUGUCGUCGCUGCUAGACUGGAGGACAGCGCUGGAGAACUCUGGCUUGUCUCAGCCUACAUGCCGCACGACGACGAGGUGGAGCCACAUCCGUACCUGCUGAGGAGAGCUCUGGCAGAGGCCAGGCGCAAAGGGGCCGGAGUCUUAAUAGCCUCGGAUGCUAACUCAAGGCACACCGUCUGGGGGAGCUCGGACCUUAACGAAAGAGGUUUGGCGGACCCGAAUACUUAUCCGAAAUGGAUAUUGGCCGUCUUAACAAGUUUGUAG